UCCCAACUGUUGGGUUGUAUCGUAAUUGGCAUGUAUCGCUCGCGUCCCAUCCCUGCCGUCAAUUUAUCUUUAUCCCACUUUCUCUCUUUCUCUAAAGUUGAAAACCAUGCUGUCGCCAACUCCAUUCUCUCUCUUUUGUGCUCUCCUCCUUUGCUUGCCCCUUGCUAUCAUCUUCACCAUCAUCACACCUCCCACUCCCACCACCACUUCAAACACCUCCGCCACCUCAACCACCAACACCACAUCCGCCACCUCAACCACCAACACCACCGCCACCACCAACGGCGGCGCCACCGCUGCCCCAACCCCCAACACCACUACCACCACUACUAACAAAACUAGUGUCAACCCAUUACCCACAUUCACACCCACUAUCAAAACCCAAGAAAAUAUCAAAAACACCACCACCACCACUUCACCGCCGCCGGCGGCCGCAGAAGACGAUGAUGAUGAACCGCUGCUCCGACGGGCUUCCCGGGUCAACCCGAACCCAUCAACACCCAAAAAAGUAGCCUUCAUGUUCCUAACCACUACACCACUCCCUUUUGCACCUCUUUGGGAAAUCUUCUUCAACCAAACCCCCACGAACCUAUACAACAUAUACAUACACGCCGCCCCGAGUUCCCCAUACGACCCGCCGUUCUCGGGUCUGUUCGAGAACCGAGUCAUACCCGAUUCCAAACCCACUCGCCGCUUCUCCCCCACUCUCGUCUCGGCGGCGCGUCGCUUGCUCUCCCACGCGCUUCUCCACGACCCAUCAAAUUCCAUGUUUGCCCUUCUCUCCCCUUCUUGUAUCCCUCUCCACUCCUUCAAUUUCACCUACAAAAUACUAAUUCAGUCUAAGAAGAGCUUCAUUGAGAUCCUAAAAAACGAGGGCGGCGCGUACCAGCGUUGGGCGGCACGUGGGGAACAAACCAUGCUCCCGGAGCUACCCUUCCAUGAUUUUCGAAUUGGGUCCCAGUUUUUCGUAUUGACACGUAAGCACGCCAGGAUAGUAGUGAGUGACAGAAGGUUGUGGUCAAAGUUCAAGUUACCAUGCUUGGACGAGUACGCUUGUUACCCUGAGGAGCACUACUUCCCUCCACUUGUCAACAUGGAGGAUCCACGUGGAUGUGUGCCUGCUACUCUCACCCACGUGGACUGGAGGAAUCGCCACGACGGUCACCCUCGCACGUACACUGCAUCUGAAGUGGGGCCUGAUUUAAUCUUGUCGCUACGGACGGACCGGCCUAGGUACGGUGAUGAUGAAAUCAACGGCUCUGAUUCGUCUGUGAGCAGACGACAUGACCCAUUCUUGUUCGCUAGGAAGUUCUCUCCAGACUCCAUCCAGCCGUUGUUGAGAAUAGCAAAUGACGUCAUCUUCAAAGAUUAGAAUGGCAAUAUUGUAAAUUUUUAAAAAUUCGAGGUUUUUUUUUUGGGUUUAUUGGGUAAUAAUUUUGUAAAGAAAAAAGGCGGGCAAACCCGUUGCUUUGUUGGUCUUUUAUAGGAAAAAGAGGCAGACCCCACUGGCGGUGACCCCCAGGCCCAGUGGGGUGUGAUUGGUGGAUAAAUGUUUUUUUUCAGCAAGGGUGGUUUUUUAUAUUACAUAAGCUCUGAGUCACGACUCUGACUAACUCGCUUGACUGAUUCCAACUUAAGGGGUUGCUCGCGAA
Messenger RNA from Camellia sinensis, 1652 nucleotides. Its product is annotated as glycosyltransferase BC10-like. Lineage: Eukaryota; Viridiplantae; Streptophyta; Magnoliopsida; Ericales; Theaceae. Gene Ontology annotation, cellular component: membrane. Gene Ontology annotation, molecular function: glycosyltransferase activity. The record is from RefSeq and is a predicted model, not a curated record.